Rotaria sp. Silwood2 is the source of this 1167-nucleotide messenger RNA. The record is from the annotation of a GenBank genome assembly. NCBI's taxonomy places the organism in Eukaryota, Metazoa, Rotifera, Eurotatoria, Philodinida, Philodinidae.
AUGUCACAAUAUGAUCGAUGUUCGCCAAAUAGUGCGUGUGCCUGUUUCUAUAUAGCAGGUGCUAUUAAUAUUGGCAUUUGUAGUGAUGAAUUCAUCGAUUGCUCUGAGCUAGUCGCAUGUGAACGCUCAAACAAUCUUUGUCUCGAACCUGGCCAUAGAUGUGUUCACCAUCCUCGAUGUCAUAAUCUUCCUGUUUGUUAUCCGGUGCCGAGUUUCAAUCGACAACUCUGUCCGCCAAAAGCAAUGAUUCCCAAUAUUCCAGUCAAUGCCCGAUGGGCACAGGACGGAGUGACUGUUGCUGGUGGUCGUGGAAGAGGUAAUGCUACUUAUCAACUGGAUCAUCCGAAAGGUUUUCUCACUGAUGAUGAUCAAACAAUGCUCAUGGCUGAUUGGGACAAUCAUCGUAUCAUCCAAUGGAAGGUGGAUGAUACAAAAGGACAAGUGAUAGCUGGUGGCAAUGGCCAAGGAAAUCGAUUGGAUCAAUUGAGUUUUCCAACCGAUGUGUUGAUCGACAAUGAUACAGAUAGUCUCAUUAUCUGCGAUGAAUGGAAUAGACGACUCGUACAAUGGUCUCGUCGUAAUGGCACAACUCAAGGAAAAGUCCUCCUUGACCGCAUCUUUUGUCACGGGUUGGCUAUGGAUGAUCAGAAAUGUCUCUACAUUUCUGACACCCUCAAGCAUGCAGUGAUACGAUAUGAAAUAGGAGACAAGAAUGGAACUGUAGUAGCUGGUGGCCAUGGCAAAGGAGAUGGUCUCAAUCAAUUCUACCAACCAACAUAUCUCUUUGUCGACCGACAAAAAACUGUUUAUGUGUCAGAUAGUGAAAAUCAUCGUGUGAUGAAAUGGGAAAAAGGUGCGACAGAAGGAGUUGUUGUCGCCGGUGAUCAUGGUGAAGGGAACGCUCUAAGACAAUUGUCGUAUCCUCAAGGACUAUUUGUCGAUACUUUAGGUACCAUCUAUGUAGUCGAUGCAAGGAAUAAUCGAGUGAUGCGUUGGCCUGAAGGAGCAAGACAGGGCACUGUCAUUGCAGGCGGUAAUGGUAUAGGACAAGGAGCUAAUGAGUUGUGGGGUCCCGCGAGUUUGUCUUUCGAUCGACAUGGUAAUCUCUAUGUCUUCGAUAAUGGGAAUCAUCGAGUACAACGUUUUUCUAUCGAAGGCACUAAUUAG